Molecule: messenger RNA, 665 nt
Organism: Bufo bufo (common toad)
Lineage: Eukaryota; Metazoa; Chordata; Amphibia; Anura; Bufonidae
Gene: TRAPPC3L
Product: trafficking protein particle complex subunit 3L
Exons: 6
Coding region: 72-665 (197 amino acids)
Biological process (GO): endoplasmic reticulum to Golgi vesicle-mediated transport; intra-Golgi vesicle-mediated transport
Cellular component (GO): cytosol; TRAPP complex; cis-Golgi network membrane
Source: RefSeq, a predicted model, not a curated record
AAAACAAGCAGAGGAUACAGACAAGCAAAGUACCGACGAGCCCCUUAUUGUCCUAUUUCCAGAUCCUUGAGAUGGCAAGGUCAUCAAACCGAAAGCAAGAAAUCUUCAAAAUCGACUGGCAUUUACCAGCUAUCUCAUCCUCCGCCUCAGCACAUAAUAUUAGCAGAGAUCUUUUUGCUCUCACUUAUGGUACUUUAGUGGCACAAUUGUGCAAAGAUUAUGACAGUGAUGAGGAAGUUAACAAAUACUUGGAUGCAAUGGGAUAUAAUAUUGGAGUUCGACUAGUAGAAGACUUUUUGGCUAACUCUGGCAUAAAGAAGUGUCGCAGUUAUAGUGAAACAGUGGACAUAAUUGCAAAGGUGGCCUUCAAAAUGUAUCUUGGGAUCACUCCUUCUACAAUUGGGGGUAAUGACAAUGGAAAUGGAUUUUCUCUCAUACUGGAUAAAAAUCCGUUGGUUGACUUUGUUGAAGAACUUCCAACAGGCAGAUCAUCCUUGAGCUACUGUAACCUUCUUUCUGGAGUCCUAAGAGGAGCACUGGAAAUGAUUAAUUUACCGGCUGAUGUCACUUUUGUUCAAGACAGACUUAAGGGGGAUGAUGUCACAGAAAUAGGAAUAACAUUCCUGAGAAAGACUGAUGAAAAGAGAUCAAAGAAACAUAAAUGA